AAAGAGGAAAAGAAGAAGGAGCAAGAACGCCUCAAGGAAGAGAAGAAGAAGGAGCAAGAACGCCUCAAGGAAGAGAAGAAGAAGGAGCAGGAACGCCUUAAAGAGGAAAAGAGGAAGGAACAGGAGCGCCUUAAGGCAGAGAAAGCGGAGAAGGCCAGGAUAGAAAAGGAGGAGAAGGAAGCGAAGAAAAGGGAACAGGAACUCGUCAAGAAAGAGAAGUCAAAUAAUAAACCCUUAAAGAGAAAGAGGAAGACCGAUUCUACGGAGGAAGAGGCGUCCCCGAAGAAAAUGUGCACCUCAGCAGAGGCCGAAAAACAGGCCCAGGAACCCGAAAGCUGCAAGAGAAAAUUAUCCGAGGAAUUUGAAGGAGCGUCUUCAGAGAAAAGGAGUCGGUCAGAAUGAUGAGCGAAGAGGCCCAGGAUUCUGAGUGAUGCAAAUUGAUAGUAAAGCAAGGGGGAAUGGCCACGGUUGUUCAGCUAGAUGGGCUGUCCCGUAGUGUGGUGAUGGGGUGCUAUGAGAGUCUUCUAGUGUUUCGGAGGUCUUUCUUCCCAAACAUGGAUUCAGAGAGGAUGGUUCCUUCCCCUUAAUGACACAAAC
Molecule: messenger RNA, 597 nt
Organism: Penaeus chinensis
Lineage: Eukaryota; Metazoa; Arthropoda; Malacostraca; Decapoda; Penaeidae
Product: vicilin-like seed storage protein At2g18540
Exons: 1
Source: RefSeq, a predicted model, not a curated record